UGGGCCGGACCAAGGCGCCUUUCCUUGGCGCGGGCUUCCGGGAGGGCGCCGGCCGCAGUCGGACCACUUCCUGGUGCGUGGGGCCGCCGUUCCCGGGCGCGGGAGAAGGAAGCCACCGUCGUCGGGGCCUCGGCGGCAGGUCCGGAUAGGGGCCAUGUCGGGCUCCUAUUCGGCGGCGGAAGAGGAGGAGGAGGCCAGGGCGUCCGACUCCCCGCCGUCUCCGCGGGCCUCCGAAGGCGGAGAGCGCGGCUGGAGCGAAGACCAGUUCCGGCGGUACAGCUUCCAAACGCGGCCUAUCCCCAGGCUCCGCCACGGAGACCCGCGCGCCGAGGAGCUCAUCGAGAACGAGGAGCCAGUUGUUCUGACCGAUACAAAUUUGGUAUAUCCUGCCCUGAAAUGGGACCUGGACUAUCUUCAGGAAAACAUUGGGAGUGGGGACUUCUCCGUUUACAAAGCAAGCACUCACAAGUUUUUGUAUUACGAUGAAAAGAAAAUGGCAAAUGUUAAGAACUUCAAGCCAAAGUCAAGCAGGGAAGAGAUGAAAUUUAGUAAUUUUGUUGAGCAGCUCCAAGAAAUCCAGCAGCAGGGUAGUGGAGAAAGAUUGUAUCUGCAACAGACUCUAAAUGAUACAGUUGGGAGGAAAAUUGUGGUGGACUUCCUCGGCUUUAAUUGGAAUUGGAUUAAUAGGCAGCAGGCAAAACGAGGCUGGGGUCAGCUGACAUCCAACUUGUUAUUGAUUGGCAUGGAAGGAAAUGUGACUCCAGCUCAUUAUGAUGAACAGCAGAAUUUCUUUGCUCAGAUUAAGGGAUACAAGCGGUGUAUCCUGUUCUCCCCUGACCAGUUUGAGUGCCUGUAUCCCUAUCCUGUGCAUCAUCCAUGUGACCGGCAGAGUCAGGUUGACUUUGACAACCCUGACUACGAGAGGUUUCCAAAUUUCCAGAAUGUAGUUGGAUAUGAGACUGUGGUUGGCCCAGGCGAUGUCCUUUAUAUCCCUAUGUACUGGUGGCAUCAUAUUGAGUCUUUGCUGAAUGGAGGAACGACCAUAACUGUGAAUUUUUGGUACAAGGGUGCCCCAACCCCCAAAAGGAUUGAAUAUCCUCUUAAGGCUCAUCAGAAGGUGGCAAUAAUGAGGAACAUAGAGAAAAUGCUGGGCGAGGCCCUUGGAAACCCCCAAGAGGUGGGUCCUUUGUUGAAUAUGAUGAUUAAGGGGCGGUAUGACUAAUCCUUGGCCACUGCAGUGACGGAUGUUGGAGCUGCUUCUUCAGGUGGAAGAUACUGAGUGUUAGUUUUGCACACAGCACUUAAAGACUGAAGGGCUCCUGGCCCAGUUCUUCUACAGUCCACACCCACAGUUCUUCUACACGCCACACCUCCCAUUCAUCCCUCUUUCAACUUCUCUGAAUCAUUUGGAAUGCAUGCUUACUAAACAAAAACCCACCAGCAAGAACUCUUGUGUUCCCUGAUUGCCAGGUUGCAGAGCUUGAUACAUGGUACCUAACUGAUGCUUCAGAUACGACAAAAUACAUAUAAGAAGGAAAACAGUUCAAGCUGAUAUCACCACCUCUCGGGCACAUCCUCCUAAUAGGGUAUCUGAUGUUGUAUGAAGGGAUAGAUUUAAAUUCAGGUUUAAAAUCAGGAGUCUGUCAGAACGGGAGGGAGCAUUAGGCCACAUAAUACUCUGGUUGUGUUUUGUUUACGCAGUAGAAACAUAUAUAAUGAAUGGCAUCUGUGUGAGAGAGAAGUAGCUAGAAAAAAAAUCAACAUUUUAAUCUUCCUUUUUUACCUCAGCAUUAGAAAACAUCCACCUCAAAGUUAUCUCAUCUCUAAUCCAUAUUUUGUUAAAGACAGCCUUUCUGACGGAUGGCACAAUGUCUUCAUUUAAAGCACAUUUUUAGUUAAAAGAGGAGGAAGAGCAGACAGUGAUGGAAACCAGUCUUCAGCUUUACUGUGUUAAAGUAACAUAAAAUUCUGCGCCGGACAGGAGAGGGUUUCCUAUAAGACCAAGUGGGGUUCCUAGGUCCUCUUUUCUACUCUCAGGACAAGCCAUAGUGACUUCCCUUUAUCAACAAAAUUAGGAUGCAAUGCGGUUCCCUUUCAGCCCCCACCUAGAAAUGUUAAUUCAUUAUGUCCUCUGCCUUCUGCAUCAUUUUAAUGAUGAAUGGAUAGAGAACAGAACACAGCAUAGAUGCAGUAAUAUUCUUUGGAGUAGGUUUUCUUUAGAUGCUCAAAA
Anolis sagrei ordinatus is the source of this 2230-nucleotide messenger RNA. It is a transcript of the gene HIF1AN, whose product is annotated as hypoxia inducible factor 1 subunit alpha inhibitor. Gene Ontology annotation, molecular function: [protein]-asparagine 3-dioxygenase activity; ankyrin repeat binding; peptidyl-histidine dioxygenase activity. Gene Ontology annotation, biological process: negative regulation of Notch signaling pathway. The record is from RefSeq and is a predicted model, not a curated record. Gene Ontology annotation, cellular component: cytoplasm; nucleus. Lineage: Eukaryota; Metazoa; Chordata; Lepidosauria; Squamata; Anolidae.